AUGCGUCAGCUGAUCAACAUCCACAAUCAUCCUCCUCAAAUGCAGCGACGGAAGGCGGGCUAUUUCGAAAACGGACCACUUCCGCCGAUCCACUACCACACGACAAAAAGAGGAUCUCUUCAGCUGGAAAUGGAAGGCUAUCGAUUCACAAGAAUGAAAGUGCUGCAAACCACCAUUCACUGGUCUUGCUUGCAAACAAAGGCACUUCGCUGUAAGGCUCGAGCCGUAACCAAUAACGACCUGCAGGGUACUAUCCGAAGGUACGUCAACUAUCACAAUCAUCCGCCUAAUUGCUACACAUACGAAGAGCUGGAUGUGCACGCCAAACUGAGCAAGAGAGGCAAGGUUCAGCUGAUGAUCGACGGGUUUUCGUUUUCGCGUGAAAAGGUUCGUCCGCAUACCAUUCGAUGGAUUUGCAAUCAAGCAUGGAUUUUGAACUGCAAAGUUCGAGCUACCAGUGAAAAAAUGAGCGGAAAACUUAUAUCGGUCCGAGGAGCGCACAACCAUGGCGUUGUCAGCAGUCGACGAAAGUGGGGUCAAUUUCCGAAGGACGUGGCCUACAUAAUGACGAGCCGAGGAAUACAACUAACGGUCAACGGGUACAUAUUCUCUCGUCAAAAAGUCUCCACGCACUGCGAAAUGUGGCGCUGCAUGCUUUCGUACUCUCAUAGGUGUCCAGCCCGGGUAAGCACGUACAAACCACGAAACGGUCAGGGUGCUCGAAUUUCUCUCCGAAACCAGCACAACCAUCCGAUCGGCGCGACCAGUCGCAAGUAUAAGAAACCAGCAGUAAAUAAAUCACCCAAGUUGCCAAAAGCUCUCAGCGUAAAUAAACCAAAGACCUCCACAGAGCAGUAG
Aedes albopictus (Asian tiger mosquito) is the source of this 858-nucleotide messenger RNA. Its product is annotated as FLYWCH-type zinc finger-containing protein 1. NCBI's taxonomy places the organism in Eukaryota, Metazoa, Arthropoda, Insecta, Diptera, Culicidae. Bases 1 to 858 code for a protein of 285 amino acids. The transcript has 6 exons. The record is from RefSeq and is a predicted model, not a curated record.